AUGGAAAAGCAUAGAAUCUGCAAGAUCUGCAACAAGAGAUUCGCCAAUGGCAAAGCCAUGGGAGGUCACAUGAGAUCUCAUCUGGCCAAGCUUCCUCUCCCUGCAAAGCCGCAGUCGCCGCAGCAGCAGCAAAAACAACAACAACUCAGCAACUCGCCCGAGUCAUCUCCUCCACUUUCAUCAACAAACAGGGCCAUGCAUUCUUCUCCAUCUCUGGAUUCAGCCAUCCAUGACGGCGAUAGCGACACCGAGUCACACCCGAGGAACCCAACUCGGAGAAGAUCCAAACGGCGCCGUAAAGUGAUUGGGAAAGCGGCUGAGGCGGCCCUUGAGGCAGAGCAGGUGAGUUCUGUUUCUGAUGCUUUUUCAACUGAAGAUGUUGCCAGGUGUCUCAUAAUGCUUUCAAUGGAUAAAUGGGGAAAAUGGGAAAAAGCUAAACUUAAAAAAGAAGUAGAUGAAUCUGUAGAUGAGGAUGAGGAUGAGGAUGAGGACGAGGACGAGUCGGCCUUUCGGGCUCAAACCGGAGCCCUGACUCAGGGGAAGUACAAGUGUGAGACUUGUAACAAGGCGUUUCGAUCUUAUCAGGCACUUGGGGGCCACAGAGCAAGUCACAAGAAAAUAAUCAAGACCCAAGUGUUUGAUGUUGAAGAUGAUGAUGAUGAUGAUUUUGAAGAAGAAGAAGAAGAUGAUGAUGAUGUCAUUGGUAACAAUGGCAAUAGUGGUAAUUUGGUUGUUGAUCAGCAGAGAACAUUUGAGUGUUCAUUUUGUUUCAAACAGUUUGAUUCUGGUCAAGCACUUGGUGGGCACAAGAAAGUUCACUAUUACAACAAUUUGACUCACAAUGCUAGGAAUGUGUCAUCAUCUUCUACUAAUUUUGUAGACAAUUUGGUGAUAGAUCUCAAUCUCCCAGCACCAGAGGAGGAAGAUGGAGAGCUUAGCCAGCUUGAGUUUUCAACAGUUUCUGAUUGA
Messenger RNA from Prunus armeniaca (apricot), 969 nucleotides. The record is from the annotation of a GenBank genome assembly. NCBI's taxonomy places the organism in Eukaryota, Viridiplantae, Streptophyta, Magnoliopsida, Rosales, Rosaceae.